GUUCUUAAUUACUUUAAACUAUUUAUGUCCACGAAUUGCAGCGUAUCGUAAACAACUAUUAAUGGAAUUAAAAAAACGAGCUGAUUUAUUGCCUCCUCAUAUUCAAUUGUUCAUACCCUCGGAGUGUCGACGUCAGGAUGAAAUGAAAGCAAAAGCUCUGUUUAAUCCAACACGGACCAACAAUUUUCAACAACAUCAUUCUCAACAGCAGAUUAUUUUUAAAAGAAACGAUUAUAAUACGUGGCCACUGAUAAGGUCGAAUCAAACGAAAACAAUUGGUUCAAUAGAAUCAAAUGAAUCGAUUUGGGAUGUAAUAAAACAUUUACAAAGUGAUUUUGAAAAAAUGAAAUUGGAGCACGAAAGGAAAGAAAAUGAAAUGAAGAUAAAACACAUUGAUCAAAUGAACAAAUAUAAAGCCCUGGUGGUUUUGAAUAAUAUUCAAACGAAAACUUAG
Molecule: messenger RNA, 454 nt
Organism: Didymodactylos carnosus
Lineage: Eukaryota; Metazoa; Rotifera; Eurotatoria; Philodinida; Philodinidae
Source: the annotation of a GenBank genome assembly